Molecule: messenger RNA, 2461 nt
Organism: Leguminivora glycinivorella
Lineage: Eukaryota; Metazoa; Arthropoda; Insecta; Lepidoptera; Tortricidae
Exons: 2
Coding region: 750-2267 (505 amino acids)
Biological process (GO): DNA integration
Molecular function (GO): nucleic acid binding
Source: RefSeq, a predicted model, not a curated record
GCAUUCAUAAAUCACCUGAAAAAGUGAAAGCUAUAUUAGAAGCAAAAAUCCCAAGUAACGUAUCUGAGUUAAAAUCAUUUUUAGGGCUUGUUAACUAUUAUAGAAAUUUUGUAGAAAAUGCAUCUAGUAUACUUAGCCCGCUUCACGAACUGUUGCAAAAAAAUGUAUCAUGGGUUUGGAAACAGGAACACAGCGAUGCAGUCGACAAGAUAAAAAAGGAAUUAUCGUCGGAUAAAAAUUUAGCACAUUUUAAUCCGGACGCAGAGUUAUUUUUGACUGUAGAUGCAUCGCCUUACGGACUUGGCGCUAUUUUGUCAUUAAUAGUAGAAGGGGUUGAAAAACCGGUUUCAUAUGCUUCGCGAUCCUUGACUGCUGCAGAAAAAAGAUAUAGUCAGAUAGAGAAAGAGGCAAGUGCUAUUCUGUUCGGAAUUCGCAAAUAUCACCAAUAUUUAUAUGGACGAAACAUUCCAUUUACCUUAAGGACAGACCAUAAGCCACUUUUAUCUAUAUUUAAUCCUGAGAAAGGAAUACCUGAAGUUUCGGCAAAUAGGCUACAAAGAUACGCGAUUUUCUUAUCGGCAUAUAACUAUAAGAUUGAAUAUGUGUCAAGUUCACGUAACUCAGCUGAUUUCUUGAGCCGAGCGCCGCACGAGAAACCGGUUUUGCACGUAGACGACAUAGCCACCAAAGAUAAUUACGUCAAUUUUGCUUAUGAGGGCGAUAAUUUUUUAUCAUUAAAUGACAUAAAAAUGGGCACGCGACUGGACGACUCGCUUUCAAAAGUAAUUAAUUUUAUUUUAAAUGGGUGGCCUAAUAAAAUUCAAAACACACUGCUAAAACCAUAUUAUGAUAACCGUAAUGAGCUAGCUGUAGAAAACGACCUAGUUCUGAAAGGUCAUAAACUAGUAAUACCGCAGUCUAUGAGAACAAAAAUAAUUGAGGAGUUACAUAGGGGCCAUUUAGGUGCGCAUAAAAUGAAAGCGCAAGCCCGUGACAGGUUUUGGUGGCCACGCCUCUCACAGGAUAUCGAGGAGUGUGUCGCGACGUGCCGCGUGUGCGCGGCGCUGCGGCCGGCGCCGGCGCGGGCGCCGCUCACGCCGUGGCCGUUCCCGCCGCACAGCUGGCAUCGGGUACAUAUGGACUUAUUGGGGCCCAUAAACAAUAGAACUUUUUUAGUCAUUGUAGACGCGUUUUCAAAAUGGGUCGAAUGUUUCGAGGUGUCUAAUAAUUAUAGUACUCGCGUAAUUAUAGAACGGCUAAGCGAAGUAAUGGCAAGGUUUGGAAUAUUUAACGUUAUUUGCAGUGACAACGGGUCCUAUUUCAUAUCUAAAGAAUUUAAGGAGUUUUGCGCUCGUAAUGGAAUACAACAUAUAACUUCACCUAGUUAUAGCCCGGCCAGCAACGGUCAAGCGGAAAGCUAUAUUAAGAUUAUUAAACGGGCUAUUAAAGGUAUAAUAAUGUCGGGUAGCAGCGGGAAGGAUUUAAAUGUAAAAAUUCAAGAAUUUUUAUUCCAUUACAGGAAUUCCACACACAGCACUACAGACAGAUCCCCUUCUGAAUUAUUAUUUGGGCGGAAAUUAAGAAGUAGAUUGGACUUGAUAGCUCCACCAGUCGCAUCAUCCAGCGCACCACUCGACGUACUCGUCAAAGAAAAACAAUGUCGACAGAUUGAACAAUAUCGUGGUUCCCGUAAAGUGAAUUUUGCGAUUGGUGAGCAAGUGUUAGUGCAGGUUUAUAUUAAUCAAAAUAGACAGUUAGUUAAAGGAAAAAUAUUAAAAAAACUUGGUUCUUCAGUAUAUAUAGUACAGCUAGUAAACCUUAACCGAAAUGUAAAAAAACACACGAAUCAAAUUUUGAAAUAUAAGGGGGAGGAGGAACACGUGUUGUAUGACAGCCAACCGGCAGUUCCUGCGACGGUGCAACCAAGGGUCACUGAGUUGGCUAAAUUGUCACAGCCUUCACCGGCAGCCGACUCCGUGGCAGAUGACUUCCAGAUACCCGUUAUUUUGAAGGAGCAUCCGGCGAUCACAGAGAUGUCACAAACAGCACCUCCGACUGAUCACAUACCAGAUGCUGGCACAGUAGACAACCAGCCGGACCAGGUCGAGCAAGAGGCAGACGGCGACCGCUCUCAGGAGUACGAAGACGCUCAACCCGAGACUCCCAACAGUAAUAGCGAGACAACUGUGCCUCCUGUCGAACCGCAGGCUACUGAGCCUAUUGGAAAGCGGUUAAGGAAAAUUGUAGACUAUAAGCAAUUCUUUUAGGCUAGUUUUAGUUAACUUAAACUUAAAGGAAAGUUUGUAACUUUAGGAAUAUUGGUGGAGGGAUGUUAGAUAUGUGGGUAGUCUUAGAAAGACGGCGGGCUGCGCACCCACCGAAAUCAGUCGAAUACAGCUAUCAAUGUAAAUGGCCGGUGUUUAAUUUGUCUCCGCUUUCGGCUCCCUUAUUCGAGAUUUAA